Knipowitschia caucasica is the source of this 219-nucleotide messenger RNA. NCBI's taxonomy places the organism in Eukaryota, Metazoa, Chordata, Actinopteri, Gobiiformes, Gobiidae. The record is from the annotation of a GenBank genome assembly.
AUGUUGCCCAGCUCCUUAACCUUGACCACUUUUGGACCAUCAAAGCAGUUAAUCGCCCUGGUGAAGGCGUUGCCAAACUUAUUCCCAUCACCUGUGGCUCCACCCAAGAGGUUGGGAAAUGCAAGUGAGGCUUUGCUUCACAUCCUUGAGCCUUCAGACAACCCCAACACCUUUCUACAAGCAAGAACACUCUCCAGCCCGGUCGUAGUUGUCUGUUAA